GCAUGCACACAAGCAUCAGUGAGAUCUUGAAGGGGAAGACGCUGAAGCCGUCCCGUCGCAGCCUGCCCUGCCUGGCCCAGAGCCAGACACACCCACAGAGCCUCAACCGCUUUCUGUCCAUGCCCUGCACCCCCAACGACAAGCCCCAGACACACCCACGGGUAGGGCUGGGAGUUGGCAGGGAUUUUAUCACAAUACUUAAGUCAGUAGUUCUAAAAACCACUUCUCGGGGAUCCCGAGAUGUUUCACAAUUAUGUUGUAGCCCUGAACAAGCUCACCGGAUUAAUCUAAUCAAGGCCUUGAUUAGUUGACAAGUUGAAUCAGGUCUGGAAUAGAGAACAACAUUUUACGUCUGGGGGGUCCCCGAGGAGGGGUUUGAGAACCAAUGAUUCAAUACAUAUUGUGAUUCUAUGUACAGUGCAUUCGGAAAGUAUUCAGACCCCUUCCCCUUUUCCACAUUUUGUUACGUUACAGCCUUAUUCUAAAAUUGAUUGAUGAGGAAAUACAUUCAUGCAAUCUACACACAAUACCCCAUAAUGACAAAGCGAAGACAGGUUUUAUACAUUUUUGCUAAUUGUAUUCAGACCCUUUGCUAUGAGACUAGAAAUUGAACUCAGGUGCAUCCUGUUUCCAUUGAUCAUCCUAAAUGUUUCUACAACUUGAUUGGAGUCCACCUGUGGUAAAUUCAAUUGAUUGGACAUGAUUUGGAAAGGCACACACCUGUCUAUAUCAGGUCCCACAGUUGAUAGUGCAUGUCAGAGCAAAAACCAAGCCAUGAGGUCGAAGGAAUUGUCCGUAGAGCUCCGAGACAGGAUUGUGUCGAGGCACAGAUCUGAGGAAGGGUACUAGAGCUGGCCGCCUGGCCAAACUGAGCAAUCAGGGGAGAAGGGCCUUGGUCACGAAGGUGACCAAGAACCCGAUGGUCACACUUGACAGAGCUCCAGAGUUCCUCUGUGGCGAUGGGAGAACCUUCCAGAAGGACAACCAUCUCUGCAGCACUCCACCAAUCAGGCAUUUUAUGGUAGAGUGGCCAGACGAAAGCCACUCCUCAGUAAAAGGCACAUGACAGCCCGCUUGGAGUUUGCCAAAAGGGACCUAAAGGACUCUGACCAUGAGAAACAAGAUUCUCUGGUCUGAUGAAAGCAAGAUUGAACUCUUUGGCCUGAAUGCCAAGCGUCACGUCUGGAGGAAACCUGGCACCAUCCCUACGGUGAAGCAUGGUGGUUGCACCAUCAUGCUGUGGGAAUGUUUUUCAGCGGCAGGGACUGGGAGACUGGUCAGGAUUGAGGCAAAGAUGAACGGAACAAAGUACAGAGAGAUCCUUGAUGAAAACCUGCUCCAGAGCGCUUAGGACCUCAGAUUGGGGCGAAGGUUCACCUUCCAACCGGACAACGACCGUAACCACACAGCCAAGACAACGCAGGAGUGGCUUCGGGACAAGUCUCUGAAUGUCCUUGAGUGGCCCAGCCAGAGCUCGGACUUGAACCCGAUCGAACAUCUCUGGAGAGACCUGAAAAUAGCUCUGCAGCGACACUCCAUAUCCAACCUGACAGAGCUUGAGAGGAUCUGCAGAGAAGAAUGGGAGUAACUCCGCAAAUACAGGUGUGCCAAGCUUGUAGCGUCAUACCCAAGAAGACUCAAGGCUGUAAUCGGUGCCAACGGUGCUUCAACAAGUUACUGAGUAAAGGGUCUGAAUACUUACGGUACCAGUCAAAAUUUGGACACAUCUACUAAUUCCAGGGUUUUUCUUUAUUUUUACUAUUUUCUACAUUGUAGAAUAAUAGUGAAGACAUCAAAACUAUGAAAUAACACAUAUGGAAUCAUGUAGUAACCAUAAGUGUUAAACAAAAUCAAAAUAUAUUUUAUAUAUUUGCCUUGAUGACAGCUUUGCAUACUCUUGGCAUUCUCUCAACCAGCUUCAUGAGGAUGUAUUUCUGGAAUGUAUUUCAAUUAACAGGUGUGCCUUAUUAAUUUGUGGAAUUUCUUUCCUUCUUAAUGUGUUUCUGCCAAUCAGUUGUGUUGUGACAAGGUAGGGGUGAUAUACAGAAGAUAGCGUCUUUAGUAAAAGACCAAGUCCAUAUUAUGUCAAGAACAGCUCAAAUAAGCAAAGAGAAACGACAGUCCAUUACUUUAAGACAUGAAGGUCAGUCAAUCCGGAAAAUUCCAAUAACUUUGAACGUUUUUUUCAAGUGCAUUCUCAAAAACCAUCAAGCCCUAUGAUGAAACUGGCUCUCAUGAGUACUGCCACAGGAAAGGAAGACCCAGAGUUACAUCUGCUGCAGAGGAUAAGUUAAUUAGAGUUACCAGCCUCAGAAAUUGCAUCUCAAAUAAAUGCUUCACAUAUUAACAGACGCAUCUCAACUGUUCAGAGGAGACUGUGUGAAUCAUGGUCAAAUUGCUGCAAAGAAAACACUACUAAAGGACACCAAUAAGAGGAAGAGACUUGAAUGGGCCAAGAAACACGAGCAAUGGACAUUAGACUGGUGGAAACUGUCCUUUGGUCUGAUGAUUCCAAAUUUGAGAUUUUUGGUUCCAACCACCGUGUCUUUGUGAGAUGCAGAGUUGGUCAACGGAUGAUCUCCUUGUGUGGUUCCCACCGUGAAGCAUGGAGGAGGAGGUGUGAUGGUGUGGGGGUGCUUUGCUGGUGACACUGUCUGUGAUUUAUUUACAAUUCAAAACACUCUUAACCAGCAUGGCUACCACAGUAUUCUGCAGCGAUACGCCAUCCCAUCUGGUUUGCGCUUAGUGGGACUAUCAUUUGUUUUUCAACAGGACAAUGACCCAACACACCUCCAGGCUGUCUAAGGGCUAUUUGACCAUCAGAUGACCUGGCCUCCUCAACCCAAUUGAGAUGGUUUGGGAUGAGUUGGACCGCAGAGUGAAGGAAAAGAAGCCAACAAGUGCUCAGCAUAUGUGGGAACUCCUUCAAAAGCAUUCCAGGUGAAGCUGGUUGAGAGAAUGCUAAGAGUGUGCAAAGCUGUCAUCAAGGUAAAGGGUGGCUACUUUGAGGAAUCUAAAAUCUAAAAUACUUUCUUUGUUUACUACAUGAUUCGAUCGAUUGAUGUAUUAUUUCGUAGUUUGUCUUCACUAUUAUUCUACAAUAUAGAAAAUAGUAAAAUGUAAGAAAAACCCUUGAAUGAGUAGGUGUGUCCAAACUUUUGACUUGUACUGUAUGUAAAUGUCAUAUUUCAGUUUUUUUAUUUUUAAUACAUUUGCAAAAAUUUCAAAAACUGUUUUUUGCUUUGCCAUCAUGGGAUAUUGUGGGUAGGUUGAAGGGGAAAAAACAAUUUAAUCAAUUUUAGAAUAAGGCUGUAACGUAACAAAAUGUGGAAAAAGUGAAGGUGUCUGAAUAUUUUCCCGAAUGCACUGUAUGUAUCAUGAUUAUAUCGAUUGAGAUUUGAUAUUCCAAACAUAUUGCUCAUUUUAUGUCUGCUGCAGAGAGACGAGAGGGCCGUGAGAAGCUAUAGGACGAUAAAUAGCAGGUGCAGCCGACUAGCUGGAUCUAUUUUUCCUCUUCUGUCUGCAGUCUGAGCUCCAGGACCGGACACACGCCCAGGUCCAGACCCAGCAGGCCGACCCCUGGCUACAGCACCAGGGCCAGGACCACUCUCAGCUCCAGACCCAACCCCAGACCCAGCCUCUUACCCACAGUCACAGCACCCCCUGCACCCUCAUCUCCUCCAAGACAGGUCAGUCGGUCGGUCGGUCUGUGUGUCAGUCUGUCUGUCUGUUCUUCACACAGCCUGUCAGAGAUUUAGACACAUUCCACAGCGAUUUACAGUGCAUACCGUUUUUUAGUGUUCUGUCUCCUAGAGAUGAACGUACUUUGGUGCGAAAAGUGCAUAUCAAUCCCAGAACAACAGCAAAGGACCUUGUGAAGAUGCUGGAGGAAACAGGUACAAAAGUAUCUAUAUCCACAGUAAAACGAGUCCUAUAUCGACAUAAUGAAAGGCCGCUCAGCAAGGAAGAAGCCACUGCUCCAAAACCGCCAUUAAAAAAGCCAGACUACGGUUUGCAACUGCACAUGGGGACAAAGAUUGUACUUUUUGGAGAAAUGUCCUCUGGUCUGAUGAAACAAAAAUAGAACUGUUUGGCCAUAAUGACCAUCGUUAUGUUUGGAGGAAAAAGGGGAAGGCUUGCAAGCCGAAGAACACCAUCCCAACCGUGAAGCACAUUUACAUUUUUGUCAUUUAGCAGACGCUCUUAUCCAGAGCUUACAGUUAGUGAAUACAUAUUAUUAGUACUUUUUAUUUUUUUAUACUGGCCCCCCAUGGGAAUCGAACCCACAACCCUGGCGUUGCAAACGCCAUGCUCUAUCAACUGAGCUACAUCCCUGCCGGCCAUUCCCUCCCCUACCCUGGACGACGCUGGGCCAAUUGUGCGCCGCCCAUGAGUCUCCCGGUCGCGGCCGGCUGCGACAGAGCCUGGAUUCGAACCAGGAUCUCUAGUGGCACAGUUAGCACUGCGAUGCAGUGCCUUAGACCACUGCGCCACUCAGGAGCUAAUAACUGCAAUAACUAUCAAUAAUAAUUAUAAUAACUAUUACGAAUUAUAUUGUGUCCUUUUUCUGAUGUUAUAAUUGUAGUCUAUUCCAUCACUUUAGUUUAAAAUAUAAAUUUAUUUAUAACAAAUCCAGAACCCACCACAGGCUGGCGCUAUUCCCCCAGAACAACAGCCAAUGCCACUUGCUUCUCGACGGACAGCACCGCUGUUUUCAAACGUGUAGAAUACAUUCCAGGUCCGAUUCCCCUCCUGUCAUGAGUAUAAUCUACAUUAACACUGUGUCAAGUUACUUUUCAGUGUGUUCCCAGAAAAUCAGAAGUUGCCAUCAACAAGUAAAAAGUAGUCAGGGGGUGCGGGUGCUGCACACGGUGCACCCAGGUAAAACAACGUCAGAAUCUUUGAAGGGGUUCGAUUAAUCUCGCCCGGGCACACGUGUACUCGUGUUUUACUCCGGCUGAAAAGUUGAUCGCAUUCGAUUUGGAAACGGGCUGCCUCCCGGAAAGUGAGCCAGGUGUCUGCUCUGUCUGACGACGAAGUUUGGCUCAAAACAAAAAAAUUACGUAAUUAAGCACGUGUAGUAAUGAGUAGGAUUCUGUGUUUUCAUAAUGCAAAAGUGAUUGCUUUUGAUUAAAAAAAACGCAUUAUCUGCCUUCCCUCCCCACUCGGCCAAAUCUCUGCUUGCGACAUGCUGUGAGCAGUCAAAAGAAAAUGACAUGCUUGCUAACUUUGUUAACUAUGUGAUUUAAAUGAGUCUGUUUUCAACAAAUUAACUGUUUUAGACUUGUAUUAUAUAUUUUUAUUAUUAUAUAUUUUUAUUUGGUAUUUUACCCCCUUUUUCUACCCAAUUACGAUCUUGUUUCAUCGCUGCAACUCCCCAACGGGCUCGGGAGAGGUCUCUGGUUGAGAGAAAUUUCCUAGAGUGUGCAAAGCUGUCAUCAAGGUACGGAGCUGUGAGGGGAACGGCACCUCCGUACCUUCAGGCUCUGAUCAGUCCCUACACCCAAACGAGGGCAUUGCGUUCAUCCACCUCUGGCCUGCUGGCCCCCCUACCUCUGCGGAAGCACAGUUCCCGCUCAGCCCAGUCAAAGCUGUUCGCUGCUCUGGCACCCCAAUGGUGGAACAAGCUCCCUCACGACGCCAGGACAGCGGAGCCACUCACCACCUUCCGGAGACAUUUGAAACCCCACCUCUUUAAGGAAUACCUGGGAUAGGAUAAAGUAAUCCUUCUACCCCCCCCCCCCCCCCCCCCCCCCCCCUCUUUAAAAAAAAAAAUAACCAAUUUGUAAGUCGCUCUGGAUAAGAGCGUCUGCUAAAUGACGUAAAUGUAAAUGUAAUCAAGGCAAAGGGUGGCUAUUUGAAGAAUCUCAAAUAUAAAAUAUAUUUUGAUUUGUUUAACACUUUUUUUUUGGUUACUACAUGAUUCCAUAUGUGUUAUUUCAUAGUUUUAAUGUCUUCACUAUUAUUCUACAAUGUUGAAAAUUGUAAAAAAUAAAGAAAAAUCCUUGAAUGAGUAGGUGUGUCCAAACUUUUUACUGGUACUGUAUGUAAAUGUGAUUUUUUUUUUAUAAAUUCGCAAACAAAAAGUCAACGGGUCUGAAUACAUUCCGAAUGCACUGUAUAUGUAUAUUCAGAAAAUCAGCUGGGAAAACUGGUUGAAAGGACAUCAUUAUAACAGAAACUGGUUCAAAUGACGUUUUGAGAUUAUUAUGACAUUAUUUCAACCAGUUUUCCCCUGUUUUGCCUGCUGGGUAACAUUUCAGAAUGUAGUGCUUUUGAAGAAAGUAUAGGAAGGAACAGCAUUGUUCAAGUGAUGCUUUGCAGCAUGACAUAACAUGACAUGACAUCCAAACAUUAAGAAUACAAAUACUGUCUUGACCUUUUACAGAUCAUCCUGUAUCUGUCUGUCUGUCAGAAGCUGUGAAGGUCCACUAUGGGGAGGAGUCGGAAGCUGUGAAAGUCCACUAUGGGGAGGAGUCAGAAGCUGUGAAGGUCCACUAUGGGGAGGAGUCAGAAGCUAGUGUGUACGAGGCAGGAAGGACAGAUGAGUCGUUUCUCAUUCAGAAAAAUGCAGUCCGAGCCAAAUUAGAGGCACGCGCAGAUUUCCUUCAGGUACCACAAACACAAGCACACAUGCACACAUGCACACACAGUAAAAAAAAAAAAAAAAAAAAAAAAGAUUGGCCGUCAGGCGUGUCAAUCACCCGGCUAUUCCAACCAAUCAGGACGCUUGGAAGCACAGCAGGGCUCCUUCCUCGACACCUCAAGUUAGCGCGUUUACAUGCUGUUAAAAGAGGAAGAAAGUGCUGACGGACUAUUCACAUGCUGUUUCCUAACCUAUACCAUUUGAAAUAAGACCACACAAGUAGAUAAAACAUCUUCAAAUGGAAGCGGUGUGGUUCCGUGUGAGGUGGUGACCAAGCGUACAGUUAUGGGCCUCAACAUCACGUUCUGACCAGACAACCCUAGAGUGGUCAGAUCUAUGUCAAUCAGCACAUAAGUACAUUGCAGGUGAGGGCUCAAAGCCAACCGCUCAUGACGAGCUCCAGCUAGCCAUUUUUUCACACGCACACCCACCCACCCACCCAAUAACCAGAAUGACACUGCACCAAUCUCUUUCAAUGUCUCACAGUUACGCAGCUUUGAAACAUUUGAUUGAGGCUAACUAUCAAGCAUUAAUGAAGUUAUUCUCUGUUUUGCACCACACUAAAUGCUGUUUAAAACAUGAAUCUAUUUGAGGUUAUUAAUAUGUUUUAGUUGAUAAAAAAACAACAAGUUGUUGACAUAAGCGUUUAUGAAUUGCUUAUGUACUGCUUAUGAAUGUGUUAUACAGGCUUUGUAGGUACCCUUCAAAUAAAGUAUUACUGAUAAACACUUAUUGCCGUAGGGGACCAACCCCGGGAAGCCAUCUGGUCUGCUGUUCAGAGAUGGGAAGAGGCGUAUCGAUUACAUCCUGGUCUAUAAGAAGUCCAGUCCUCUGGUGGAGAAGAGAGUCACCUUCGAGAGGAACCUGAGAGCUGAGGGGGUGAUGCUGGAGAAGGAGGUAGGGUACAUGUGUCACAGUAAAUAACGGGUCGGCAACAGGGGGCCUCCGGCCAAAACCGGCCCGCGAGUUAUACUUUCUUUUAGGAUUUUAGUUUUGGGUAAAAAAAAAAAAAAAAAAAGAGACAAAAAUCACUUCAUUCAGCAAAAAAGGAGUUUAAUUUUUGGAAAUCUGUUCCCAAGUAUUCCUACGAAUACAUAGGCCCACCCAAUUGGGAGACAGGCCCAGCCAAUAGAGUUUUUCCCUACAAAAGGGCUUUAUUACAUACAGAAAUACUUUUCAGUUUCAUCAGCUGUCCGGGUGGCUGGUCUCGGACGAUCCCGCAGGUGAAGAAGCCGGAUAUGGAGGUCCUGGGCUUGCAUAGUUAUGUGGUCUGCAGUUGUGAGGCUGGUAGGACAUACUGCCAAAUUCUCUAAAAACGACGUUGGAGGCGGCUUAUGGUAGAGAAAUGAACAUUAAAUUAUCUGGAAACGGCUCUGGUGGACAUUGCUGCACUCAGCAUGCCAAUUGCACACUCCCUCAAAACUGGAGACAUCUGUGGCAUUGUUGUGACAAAACUGCACAUUUUGGUGGCAUUUUAUGUCCUCAGCACAAGGUGCACCUUUGUAAUGAUCAUGCUGUUUAAUUAGCUUGUUGAUAUGCCACACCUGUCAGGUGGAUGGAUCAUCUUGGUCAAAGGAGAAAUGCUCGAGGUUGUAAACAAAUUUCUGCACAAAAUUUGAGAUAAAUAAGCUUUUUGUGCAUAUGGUAAAUUUCUGGGAUCUUUUAUUUCACCUCAUUUAAUAUAGGAUAUACUCUACUACUGUAUACUACAACUACAUUAAUAUAGUACAUACUCUUUCCUAUUAAUGACAAAGUUUUUCUUCGUCUUCGUAUUUUGCUACAGAGAAUGUUUAUGCCUUGAAUUUGUUUUAACAACUGUUGAUCAAAAGUGGUGUUCCACUGGGCACAGACGUCUGUUCAACGUCUACUUUUGGUUGAGUUGUCAACUAAACAUGAAAUCAACCAAAAAUGUCACCAUGUCAUUGUAUUUAGGUUAAGUUGGGUGAAAGAAAGUGUUGAUUACUUUUUUGCAUAUCCAAUCAGUUUCCCACAUUGAUUUAAUGUCAUCACAAACUUUUUUUGUUGAAAUGACGUGGAAACAAUGUUGAUUCAACCAGUUGUUUGUCCAGUGGGGUGGCACUCGUGAGCAUAUUCUCAAACAUUGUCAUCAUGUCUUUGAAAUGAUAUUCUCAAAUAUUGUCACAAGCUAAUUUCCAAUUUCGUCCCCUUGAAAGCCGUCUCUGACCAACACCGACAUAUUGUUUGUGAAGAUCCAUGCUCCCUGGGACACACUCUGUAAAUACGCUGAGCAGAUGAAUAUCAGGAUGCCAUUCAGGUAACACGUCCUAUGAAUACCCUCUACGUAAUGCGUUAUAAACACAUCUAUAACGCCUCAAGAGCUGUACAUAAUGCAUUGUAAUGCACGACAUAAGCGCUAAUAACCACUCAUAAACAUCUAUGACAACAGCUCAUUCCAUAAAGCAUUAUGAUCUCUCGUAUGGCUUUGAUCCGUUUGGAUUCUUUGACCCAACCGAUAGUGCCAUCUAAUUUUAUUGUUUAAUUUUUUUCAGGAAAAAAAUGUACUUUACGGAUUGCAAGAGUAAAGCUAUGGGCAGGUACGUGAAUUUACAUGAUUAUCCUAUUACGAUCAGGCGCAGUGUGAUGCUGAGCUGACUGGCUGAGCACUGCAGAGCACUUCUAAUGAAGAUACAGGAUCAGGAGCAUUCAGCACAGCCCCUGUUGACAUCACUGUGAGCUCUAGCAGUUAUUUUAAGAUGCAGCCAUCAUCGGCCGAUCAGGGAAGCUAGAUGAGGGUCAUUGUCAUUUGAUGGUGCUGAGGCUGUUAUUUUAAUUUGUAGAAUAGAGAUAGAGAUAAUAUUAUUUGUGUGAUAGGACAGUGGGGAGUUACGGAUAGAGUGAGAUAGAGGUAGAAAUGGCACCGACGGGAAAGCAGGGGAGUUGCGUGGUCUUGGGUCGACAGUCCCACUGCUACACCAGACUCCAGCACUCCGGAUGUUGUAUUAAAGAUGCAGCCGUUGCUCAUGGGCCGUCAGGGAGUUAGGUAGGAGAGGGUAAACUGUCAUUUGAUCACAGAGGGUGAAUGGGUCAACCUGUCAUUGAGCUCUACCCCAGAGGACUUUUAAUUCAUGAUUUUAAUUAAUUCGUUCAGGAUAAGUUUAUCCUGCUAUUUAAACCUGUUAUGUUGUGUGUACAAAUGUGAGAUAAUAAGCUCUUUUAAACCCAAUAAUAAGUCACCCUGAAUCAUUAAAGACUGUCUGCUGCAAAGUAAAUCAGUGAUAAUAAUGCGGUCUUCUAUUGAGUAUUUGCCUGUAAAAUGCUAAAAUGUGAUUUCCAUGUGAUUUAAUUAUUAUCAUUGAUCAAAUAAAACGAUAUCUGGUAUAAUCCUGGUAAUUUAACCCUGUGUGGUCUGUUGCUAGGUUAAUCCGGGUAAAUGAAUCUGUUUUUCUCUGUGUCCUCUCUCCCUGAAGCCGGUUCCAUCGGAGGUGUCGUCAGAUAAAGAGUUGGUUACCCAGGAACCCCAUGAAGCUGGACAAAGAGGCGUUACCUGACCUGGAGGAGACAGACUGCUAUACAGCCCCCUUCAGCAGGGCACGCAUGCACCAGUAGGUUACUGUAAUAUAUCUAGAACCCUUACCCUAACCACCCUAACCUAACCCUUACCCUAACCACCCUAACCUAACCCUAACCACCCUAACCACCACCUAACCCUUACCUCAACCCCCUAGCCUGAACCCCCUAACCACCCUAACCCUUACCUCAACCCCCUAGCCUGACCCCCUAACCCUAACCACCCUAACCUUACCCUAACCUCAACCCCUAACCCUAACCCUUAUACCCUAACCUCAACCACCUAACCUCAACCCCAACCCUAACCUACCUACUCCCAACCUACCCACAACCACUAACCCUAACCCUAAACCUCAACCCCAACCUAACCAACCCUAACCCUUACCUCCCAACCCCCUAACCUAACCCUUUCCCUUACCAACCCCCUAACCAACCUAACCCUCCCUACCUCAACCCUAACCCUAACCCUAACCCUAACCCUUACCUCAACUCCCUAACACCUAACCCUUCCCUUACCUCAACCCCCUAACCCUACCCUACAACCCUACCACUCCAAACUCCCUAACCUAACCCUAACCCUAACCCUUACCUCAACUCCCUAACCUAACCCUUUCCCUUACCUCAACCCCCUAACCCUAACCCUUUCCCUUACCUCAACCCCCUAACCCUAACCCUAACCCUUACCCUUACCUCAACUCCCUAACCUAACCCUAACCCUUACCCUUACCUCAACCCCCUAACCUAACCCCAACCCACUAAGCAGUGAUGCAGAGAAAAUGAAUGUCUUUGUGUCCACCCACAUGGCCUAUGUUUGUCCUGGUUAGUCUCCUCAGUUACACUCUCGGUCCUCAUUUCACUCUAACAGACUGGCUCAUAUGAUGUGUGUUUGUUAUACGCUAUACUGGAGGUGUUAACGGAGGAGGAAGAGAUUAAGUUAUUUUUAGACAGUGACUGCAGUGUUCUGUCACUGUUAUGACCAUCUCUCCUGCUAGCCUCUCAAUCCUCCCAUCACUUGUAAAAUAGACUGGCUUACUUGUAUGAUAUGUUAUGUGUUUGUGUGAAUUGGGGGCAACAAGGAGGACACAAUUAUGAAGAUAGAAUGAUUGCAAAUAAAGUAUUUCACAAUACAGUUAAUAAUAACGGCAGCUGUUGUCUCUGUUAUGACAACUCCCCCUUUCUUUACUCAAACUCUUUCUCUUUGAUGGAAGUCAAUAAUUCAACUCAUUUACAUGCAUUGUUUUUCUGCCAGAUUGGUUAAAUCUCCUCAUCACUUUGACAGCCUUUUGUUCUUGGAUUUAAAAAAAAUGAGUUAUUGCUUUUUUUUUUGCAGCAUUUCAUCUAAUUACUGACUGUUGGUCCUGGAAAUCCCCAAUUUAGUGGAGAUAUUAUUAGAUGAUUGACUGCUGAAUGCCUUAUCAAAGAGCUUGUUGGUUUCUACUUCUCUCCUCAGUUUUAUGGAUGAUAUACUGUAUCAUAAUAAUGCUGACUGUUUGUUGGUGUAACGUAUACGCCGGGAGUCAGGAAGCAGGUGCAGAAGGUGAGUUUAAUAAUGAAAUGAUACAAAUUAACAAACAUGAGAAGCGUACUGAACGUGAGAGAAGACAAUACUACCUAAUGACUGAUGACAACUGAGAGCUAAAUAAAGGGGGAGUAAAUCAAGGAGAAAAUGAUGACCAGGUGUGCGUAAUGAUGGUUGCCAGGUGUGAGCAAUGUGGGUUGCCAGGACCGGUGGUUAGUAGAGACCCAAGAGACAGAUUCCAACAUCUAAAUAAUAAUAAUACUUAAUACUUCAGGAAUCAAGGAGAAAAUGAUGACCAGGUUUGUGCAAUAAUGGUUGCCAGGUCCGGAGGUUAGUAGACCGUCGACGUCGAGCGCCGGAGGGAGGGAGCAGGAGUAGGCGUGACGGUUACACCCAGACGGCGGAGUUGGAAAUCCUGGAUGAUGUUAGGGUCCAAGAUGUCCGCCACCGGGACUCGAGAGCGCUCCUCUGGACCGUACCCCUCCCAGUCCACUAGGUACUGGGGCCGACCCUCACGUCGGGAGUCCAGGAGGGACCUAACAGCAUAGGCGGGGGUCCCCUCGAUGUCCAGGGGAUGCGGAGGGGUGUCGUGUGGGCGGCAUCAGCCAGGGGAUCUAGAACCACCGGCCUGAGGGAAACAUGAAAGGAGGGUGAGAUCCAGUAGUUGGUGGGGAGUUUGAGACGAUAGGUUACCUCAAUGACCCUCCGGAGGACCUUGAAGGACCCCACAAACCGGGGGCUUAUCUUAGCAGAGUGGGAGGUUCCUGGUGGAGAGCUAGACGCGAUCACCAGCAUGGAACAUGGGAGCCUCACUGUGGUGGCGGUCUGCCUGAUCCUUCUGAUGGCGCGCUGGAGCCUCACGUAGGCAGCGUUCCACACCACCUCUGCACACCGGAACCACUCGUCGACUGCAGGAGCCUCAGUCUGGCUCGUAGUCCACGGAGCCAGGGCCGGCUGAUAUCCCAGUACGCACUGGAAGAGAGUCAGCCCGGUGGAGGAGUGUUGAAGUUAGUUCUGGGCGUAUUUGGGCCCAGGGAAGGAACCAGGCCCACUCCCCCUGCCGGUCCUGACAGUGACUCCUCAGGAACCUCCCCAGCUCCUGGUUGGUCCUCUCCACCAGCCCGUUGGACUGAGGCCGGGACCUGGAUGUGAGGCUGACCGUGACCCCCAGCUUCUCCAUGAAGGCUCUCCAGACCCGUGACGUGAACUGGGGGCCACGGUCGGAGACGAUAUCCUCCGGAAGGCCAUAGAAGACCUGCUGAAACAGUACCUCAGCGACCUGGAGAGUAAUAUAGGGAUAAAACGGCAGGAUUUAGAUACAGUGGGGGAAAAAAGUAUUUAGUCAGCCACCAAUUGUGCAAGUUCUCCCACUUAAAAAGAUGAGAGAGGCCUGUAAUUUUCAUCAUAGGUACACGUCAACUAUGACAGACAAAUUGAGAAAGAAAAUCCAGAAAAUCACAUUGUAGGAUUUUUAAUGAAUUUAUUUGCAAAUUAUGGUGGAAAAUAAGUAUUUGGUCACCUACAAACAAGUAAGAUUUCUGGCUCUCACAGACCUGUAACUACUUCUUUAAGAGGCUCCUCUGUCCUCCACUCGUUACCUGUAUUAAUGGCACCUGUUUGAACUUGUUAUCAGUAUAAAAGACACCUGUCCACAACCUCAAACAGUCACACUCCAAACUCCACUAUGGCCAAGACCAAAGAGCUGUCAAAGGACACCAGAAACAAAAUUGUAGACCUGCAUCAGGCUGGGAAGACUGAAUCUGCAAUAGGUAAGCAGCUUGGUUUGAAGAAAUCAACUGUGGGAGCAAUUAUUAGGAAAUGCAAGACAUACAAGACCACUGAUAAUCUCCCUCGAUCUGGGGCUCCACGCAAGAUCUCACCCCGUGGGGUCAAAAUGAUCGCAAGAACGGUGAGCAAAAAUCCCAGAACCACACGGGGGGACCUAGUGAAUGACCUGCAGAGAGCUGGGACCAAAGUAACAAAGCCUACCAUCAGUAACACACUACGCCGCCAGGGACUCAAAUCCUGCAGUGCCAGACGUGUCCCCCUGCUUAAGCCAGUACAUGUCCAGGCCCGUCUGAAGUUUGCUAGAGUGCAUUUGGAUGAUCCAGAAGAGGAUUGGGAGAAUGUCAUAUGGUCAGAUGAAACCAAAAUAUAACUUUUUGGUAAAAACUCAACUCGUCAUGUUUGGAGGACAAAGAAUGCUGAGUUGCAUCCAAAGAACACCAUACCUACUGUGAAGCAUGGGGGUGGAAACAUCAUGCUUUGGGGCUGUUUUUCUGCAAAGGGACCAGGACGACUGAUCCGUGUAAAGGAAAGAAUGAAUGGGGCCAUGUAUCGUGAGAUUUUGAGUGAAAACCUCCAUCAGCAAGGGCAUUGAAGAUGAAAUGUGGCUGGGUCUUUCAGCAUGACAAUGAUCCCAAACACACCUCCCGGGCAACGAAGGAGUGGCUUCGUAAGAAGCAUUUCAAGGUCCUGGAGUGGCCUAGCCAGUCUCCAGAUCUCAACCCCAUAGAAAAUCUUUGGAGGGAGUUGAAAGUCUGUGUUGCCCAGCGAUAGCCCCAAAACAUCACUGCUCUAGAGGAGAUCUGCAUGGAGGAAUGGGCCAAAAUACCAGCAACAGUGUGUGAAAACCUUGUGAAGACUUACAGAAAACGUUUGACCUGUGUCAUUGCCAACAAAGGGUAUAUAACAAAGUAUUGAGAAACUUUUGUUAUUGACCAAAUACUUAUUUUCCACCAUAAUUUGCAAAUACAUUCAUAAAAAAUCCUACAAUGUGAUUUUCUGGAUUUUUUUCCCUCAUUUUGUCUGUCAUAGUUGACGUGUACCUAUGAUGAAAAUUACAGGCCUCUCAUCUUUUUAAGUGGGAGAACUUGCACAAUUGGUGGCUGACUAAAUACUUUUUUCCCCCACUGUAAUCUGUCAACAACAGCCAGAAUAGUGGUAAAACAUCAGAAAGGGGGAGAUCAGUUACAAAGUUUAUGGACAGAUGUGACCAAGGCUGCUGAGGAAGGGGAAGUAGUUUCCCUGCUUGGCCGUGUCGGGGAGAUUUGGAUUGGGUACAUAUGGAGCAUGAGUUGACAAAUUGGGCGACGUCCUGCACCAAGGUGAGGCCACCAGUACUUCUCGGAGAGGGAUUGGAUGGUGCGGGUGAUUCCUCGCCGCUGGACACCCAGGUAUGUGUGUGCCCAGGUCAACAGACGAUCUCUCACCCCCAUUGAGACGUAGAGGCGUUCUGGAGGGCAGGUAGCAGGAGCGUGUUCCCUCUCCAGAGCCUGGCGGAUGUCCACAUCUACGUCCCAAAACACGGGGCCAACGAUAUUGGAGGACCGAUUUGAGCACACUUACAGGACUCUCAACCGGCGUGGAACCACAGGGUACGGGAAAGCAGGUCCUCCGGCAUCCUGGUCCCCAGGGGUUGAUUUUCAUCCUCGACCAGGAGAUGGUGGGGUUGUGACGUUGGAGCCACGGGAGACCGAGGAUUACUUUGUGUAAGGGUGCGGUGGUGAUGAGGAAGGGAAGGCUUUCCUGGUGCCUGGGUCCCACGGUGAGGGUGAGUGGUGCUGUGAUGUGAUGUGCGUAAUUGUGCCGGAUCCCGAUGGUCACAUAUCCAGGGCUUGGACAGGAAAAGGAGAGCGGGUAUGAAGUUAAGUUCAGGGAAGAGGCGAGAGCCUGGUCGAUGAAGUUCCCAGCGGCACCGGAGUACACUAGAGACAACACGUGAGGGACAGCCAGCCAGUGAAAUGGGGAACCAGAAAGGGUUUGGCAGAAAACUAUGAUAAUGGAAUUCUCACGCCUACCCUGGGAGACGGAAGGUCACUGCCCUCUGCUCUAGGUUAGGAUGCACCCUGGGUUAGGAUGCACCCCGGGUUAGGAUGCACCGGACACUGCUGAAGCUGGUGCCCCUCCUGGCCGCAAUAGGGACAAAUAAUCGUAUUGGCCACAUGCGCCGAAUACAACAGGUGUAGACAUUACAGUGAAAUGCUUGCUUACCUUAACCAACAAUGCAGUUUCAGAAGAAAAUAAAAAUAGCAAAUAAUUAAAGAGCAGCAGUAAAAUAAAAUAACAGUAGGGAGGUUAUGACUAAAAUGAAAUGAUGAUAUACAGGGGGUACCGGUACAGAGUCAAUGUGCAGGGGCACUGGUUAGUCGAGGUAAUUGAGGUAAUAUGUACAUGUAGGUAGAGUUAAAGUGACUAUGCAUCAAUAAUUAACAGAGUAGCAGCAGCGUAAAAGAGGGGGGCAAUGCAAAUAGUCCGGGUAUCCAUGAUUAGCUGUUCAAAAGUCUUAUGGCUUGGGGAUAGAAUCUGUUAAGAAGCAUUUUGGACCUAGACUUGGCGCUCCGGUACCGCUUGCCGUGCGGUAGCAGAGAGAACAGUCUAUGACUAGGGUGGCUGGAGUCUUUGCUAAUUUUUAGGGCCUUCCUCUGACAGAGCCCCAGCUGUCUCAUGAACCUCUCAUAGGAACCCAGUUCCUCCUCUCCUCUCUCCCAGACGGCCGUGGCCCACUCCAACGCCCGUCCGGUCAGCAGGGAAAUGACCGUGGCAACCUUUGACCUCUCGGUGGUGGGGGGCUCCCGUCUGAUAUGCGAAAUAAAGGGAGCACUGGAGUAGGAAGCCACGGCAUUUUGAUGGAGUACCGUCAUACUUCUCCGGGAAGGGAAAGUCGGGCAUCGCUGACCUGGACGGACGGCUGGGUAGGCUGGGGGACUGGCUCACUGUGACGACCCGUGGUAGGAGGCCCUCUGAUAGGGGUAUGGAGAUGCAUAAUGAUGGGGACCAGGUGUGCGCAAUAAUGGUUGCCAGGUGUGGCCAAUGUGGGUUGCCAGCACCGGUGGUUAGUAGACCGGCGAUGUCGAGCGCCAGAGGGAGCAGGAGUGACAGUUGGUUUCUACUGCUCUCCUUUAUAUGGAUGAUAUACUGUAUCAUAAUAAUGCUGACUGUUGGUUGGUUUCUACUGCUCUCCUUUAUAUGGAUGAUAUACUGUAUCAUAAUAAUGCUAACUGUUGGUUGGUUUCUACUGCUCUCCUUUAUAUGGAUGAUAUACUGUAUCAUAAUAAUGCUGACUGUUGGUUGGUUUCUACUGCUCUCCUUUAUAUGGAUGAUAUACUGUAUCAUAAUAAUGCUGACUGUUGGUUGGUUUCUACUACUCUCCUUUAUAUGGAUGAUAUACUGUAUCAUAAUAAUGCUAACUGUUGGUUGGUUUUACUUUUCUUCUCAGUUUUACCAUCAACAACAGACAGACAUUCUUCUCGAACUCCACCAGAAGCAGAAUAGUCCACCAUGUUCUCCAACGCACCAAGUAUGAGGACGGGAAGUCUAAGAUGGGUACGGAGCUAAGCUAGCUAUCUAUCUACAGUGCAUUCGGAAAGUAUUCAGGCCCCUUGACUUUUUCCACAUUUUGUUACGUUACAGCCUUAUUCUAAAAUGGAUUAAAUCGUUUUUUUCCUCAAUCUACACACAAUACCCCAUAAUGACAAAGAAAAAACAGGUUUUUAGACAUUUUUUCAAAUGUAUUACAAAUAAUAAACUGAAAUAUCACAUUUACAUAAGUAUUCAGACCCUUUACACAGUACUUUGGUGAAGCACUUUUGGCAGCGAUUACAGCCUCGAGUCUUCUUGGGUGUGACGCUACAAGCUGGCAAACCUGUAUUUGGGGAGUUUCUCCCAUUCUUCUCUGCAGAUCCUCUCAAGCUCUGUCAGGUUGGAUGGGGAGUGAUGCUGCACAGCUAUUUUAAGGUCUCUCCAGAGAUGUUCGAUCUGGUUCAAGUCCCGGCUCUGGCUGGGCCACUCAAGGACAUUCAAUGACUUGUCCCGAAGCCACUCCUGCAUUGUCUUGGCUGUGUGCUUAGGGUCGUUGUCCUGUUGGAAGGUGAACCAGUCUGAGGUCCUGAGUGCUCUGGAGCAGGUUUUCAUCAAGGAUCUCUCUGUACUUUGCUCCGUUCAUCUUUCCCUCGAUCCUGACUAGUCUCCCAGUCCCUGCCGCUAAAAAACAUCCCCACAGCAUGAUGCUGCCACCACCAUGCUUCAUCGUAGGGAUGGUGCCAGGUUUCCUCCAGAUGUGACGCUUGGCAUUCAGGCCAAAGAGUUCAAUUUUGGUUUCAUCAGACCAGAGAAUCUUGUUUCUCAUGGUCUGAGAGUCCUUUAGGUGCCUUUUGGCAAACUCCAAGCGGGCUAUCAUGUGCCUUUUACUGAGUGGCUUCCGUCUGGCCACUCUACCAUAAAGGCCUGAUUGGUGGAGUGCUGCAGAGAUGGUUUUCCUUCUGGAAGGUUCUCCCAUCUCCAGAGGAACUCUGGAGCUCUGUCAGAGUGACCAUCGGGUCCUUGGUCACCUACCUGACCAAGGCACUUCUCCCCCGAUUGCUCAGUUUGGCCGGGCGGCCAGCUCUAGGAAGAGUCUUGGUGGUUCCAAACUUCUUCCAUUUAAGAAUGAUGGAGGCCACUGUGUUCUUUGGGACCUUCAAUGCUGCAGAAUUUGUUUUGGUACCCUUCCCUAGAUCUGUGCCUCGACACAAUCCCGUCUCGGAGCUCUAUGGACAAUUCCUUCCAACUCAUUGCUUAGUUUUUGCUCUGACAUGCACGGUCAACUGUGGGACCUAAUAUAGACAGGUGUGCUUUUCCAAAUCAUGUCCAAUCAAGUUGUAGAAACAUCUCAAGGAUGAUCAGUGGAAACAGGAUGCACUUUAGCUCAAUUUCGAGUCUCAUAGUAAAGGGUAUGAAUACUAUAUAAUAAUAAUAUUAUUUUUAAUACAUUUGCAAACAAUUCUAAAAACAUGUUUUUCGCUUUGUCAUUAUGGGGUAUUGUGUGUGAGUGUGUAUAUUUUAAUACAUUUUAGAAAAAGGCUGUGACGUAACAAAAUGUGGAAAAAGUCAAGGGGUCUGAAUACUUUCCGAAUGCACUGUAUCAGUCUCUCUCCACUUAUUUAAAGUGGGUUGUCCUUCCUUCUUUAGUCGCAUCAUGCAGCCUUACAAUGUAUUAAAAAUCAAAACAUAUAUAUAUAUAUAUAUAGCCCAACGUUUGUAGAACAACUAAAGUUACAUUAAUAACUCUAAAUUAAGCAUAUAGGAAUACCUAUUUCUUUGUUAACCGCUCAACACAGAAUAGCCGCAUGUGCACACUCCCUCAAAUCGUUUGGAGAAAAUAUCCUUUCUAUUUUAUUCAGCUUUGUUCAAAUUGUAUUCUUCAUACUAUAAAAUAAUGCCACAAAAUUCUAAGCAAAUCUUGUCUGCUAAAUGAACUAGUGUAGCCCACAGCCAUUUGGCAUAGCCAGAUCAGGACCUAACAUAAGGACAACUCAGAGUAUGCUAUUCUGUUCUUCUGAAAUUGACUACAUUUUCUUCAUAUCAUGUUUCUUUAGACCUGUCUAAAAUAAAUAAUGGAUUUAUUGUGAAGGUGUAGGCUAUAUUACAUGGAUUUAUUAGACUUUUUAAUAUGUAGAUGUUCCAAAGGUCCGCAUCAGUGGCUUGUAGGCUGUGUGUGGAAGUCAGGAGAUGCUAAAUGUGUUUAUGUUAAUUAACGGUCAAUUACCGUGAGACCGACAGUUAUUUGCUUGAAUAUCACCGGCUGACGAAAUUUCGUGAUUGCCACAGUCCUACCUGUGGUAAAUUUGAUUGAUUGGAGAUGAUUUGGAAAGGCACACACCUGUCUAUGGAAGGUCCCACAGUUGACAGUACAUGUCAGAGCAAAAACCAAGCCAUGAGGUCGAAGGAAUUGUCCGUAGAGCUCCGAGACGGGAUUGUGUUGAGGCACAGAUCUGGGGAAGGCUACCAAAAAAUGUCUGCAGCGUUGAAGGUCCCCAAGAACACAGUGGCCUCCAUCACUCUUAAAUGGAAGAAGUUUGGAACCACCAAGACUCUUCCUAGAGCUGGCCGCCCCGGCCAAACUGAGCAAUCGGGGGAGAAGGGCCUUGGUCAGGUAGGUGACCAAGGACCCGAUGGUCACUCUGACAGAGCGCCAGAGUUCCUCUGUGGAGAUGGGAGAACCUUCCAGAAGGACAACCAUCUCUGCAGCACUCCACCAAUCAGGCCUUUAUGGUAGAGUGGCCAGACAGAAGCCACUGCUCAGUAAAAGGCACAUGACAGCCCGCUUGGAGUUUGCCAAAAGGCACCUAAAGAACUCUCAGACCAUGAGAAACAAGAUUCUCUGGUCUGAUGAAACCAAGACUGAAGUCAUUGGACUGAAUGCCAUUUAGCAGACGCUCUUAUCCAGAGCGACUUACAGUUAAUGAGUGCAUACAUGUAUUAUUAUUUUUAUUUUUUUCAUACUGGCCCCCCGUGGGAAUAGAACCCACAACCCUGCCGUUGCAAGCGCCAUGCUCUACCAACUGAGCUACAAGGGGCCCUGGAUUAGCGCACGCACACAUGCACACCAUAUAUUACAAGCAUCCUUACGCAAUGACCAAUCUACCCCCCGUUAGCUACCCCAGUGAAAAUGUUUGCCACUGAUCAGUUGGAUUCGAGGCUAUUCUGUGACCUAGCCUGCUACAGACACCCACCGCGCUCCGUCUAGUUUCCCUAGGCAGACAGUUUGCCUCCCACGUUAACAAUAUUCCAGCAUACACGGCUAGUGCAGAUGCCCAAGGUCUGUAACAGGGGGACACAAUUAUCUAGUCCCACUUCCACCACCACAACCAGGGGUGCCAUCGAACAUAACUAGCUCAUCAUUGACCUUCUCUGUUUAUAUCAUGCAGUAUAAUAAUCAUUAUUAGAGAACUGGGGUUGGCUUUAGAUAGAAUCCUCAGUGGCGGCCUCUGUCUAAUUGUGAUGGGGUCUAGCAAUGCAUUUUGAGUCUUGGGAAGGGAAAACUAUUUUUUUUAAAUUAUUAUAGCAUAUUUCCAGUCUACUAUUGGUUCUGCUUGGCAGGAUGAUGUUAUUAAGUGUUUUUCUUCUAUUGUAGGUAUCAACAGGUUAUUGGGCAAUGGAACAUAUGAGGCUGCAUUUCCGCCACACGAGGUACGAACAUCGUUAUAAUGAUAUUAGGACAUUAAAACACUGUAUUAUUAUUAUUACUAAUACAGAUUACUAUUGUUAUACAGUGCACUUAAAUUUCAGGGGUGUCUGCUACGUGUCUUCCAGCCUCCUCCUUCACUCUUACUAGCACUGCUUUUGCAGAUGUGCGUUAUAUAUUGGCGUAGUCGGCAGGAUGUGAUUUAUCAUAAACUCAACCUCUAACGAAUUAGAGACCAUGGGCCAUAUCCACAAAGCGUCUCCAGAGUGCAGAAUUGACCGUAAGUGCUGAGAAUAGAGACAUUUUACCCCUACUCUGAUGGGUCAAAAUAAAAGCUAUGCAUGAAGCCUCUUUAGUCAUAAGAGUCCCACCUAGUUGACAGAUAUUGACCUAUAUUAUAUUAUAUUAUAUUCACCUCAUGAGGUGUCCUAACCAGUUAAGUUACCAGUAGGUGUCUUUAUAAUAGAAAAAGUAUUCAGUGGAUCCUGUGCCGCAUGCAAUUGCUUUGGAGUGGUUGAAAGAACGUAUUAAUAUUUCUAUGUGAUCAAUCAAGAAAUAAUCUAGACCUACAUGCUUCUGAAAAUGAUUUCACAUGACUCUUAUUUCACACGAUAUACCAAAAAUACUUAUAACCACAUAAGCUAAUAAAUAAUCAUAUAUUUUUCUUUAGGUUACUUAAUUAACCUACAUCGUGUUAUUUCAAGUUAUCCCUUUGGAGAGCAAUAACACAUUGUUAAAAAAAAUGGGCCUGACUUGCAUAUAAAUUGGGCAAUUAAAGGCAUCUAGGGCCUAUGUUAACUUUGAUUGUGUUCGAUGAAAACGGGAGUGACGAGUGUGUUGAUAUAACUGUAAUAAAACAAUUUACGUCAGCUUUUAACAACCAUCAGAAUUGGUCCAAAAUAAAGUAUUAUGCACCCCAAGCGCUAUUGAUUAUUCCUCGUCAUUUGCAACAAAGUCAAUGAGCGUAUUCUUCCUUUGCGGUACCUCAAACUGUCGUGAGAUUGACCAGCUGAGAUUAACUUUAUGAGUUGAUUUUACUCAUGGCUCAGACUUUGUCUGGGCAGUGUCUUAACAUCAUCCUAAAACCUACUCUGAGCUGAGAUUUUUGUUGUCUUAAAAAAGGUUUUAACAGGAUUCCUCGGACCUUUCCUGAGAUGCUUUGUGGAUACGGGCCCUUGGGCCCUCCAUCGUUAGAACCUUCGUAGGAGCAUCGUUAAAUCUCUGAGCUGUUUCCCAAAACCGCCGUUACUAAAGUUGCACUUGAAAACGCUCCUAAUUUACCGACUGCCUCAAAUCAGUGUGUCGUAAGAUCAAUUUUAUACACAGAACAUAUUUAUCUGUCUCCGUGGCCGUCGAUAACUUCCCAACGAAGUUGACUACACAUACAAAGUUGCCUGUGUCUUUGCAAUUGUUACAAACAAGCUAAGGAUAAAAAUAUGCUUAAGAUGAAAACCGAGAUGACUGCAUUAAAAUAUAAAUAGCCUACCUACAGUUAUGCCUAUAUAUUUAAAUUAUAUUGAAAUCAAUUUCAUGUUCAUUCAAUUUAGUCUUAUUUGGCUACUGUCUGUAAUUUUUGUCUCAAUAUAUUUCAUGAUGUGUAGCCUAACUGGUGAUCAAUGAUGUGCCAAAUCUUGAUUUAGUGCAUUAUGUUAGGGUAAGCGUUAGAAUACGCCUGCAGCACUAUUUGCAACCAUAGGUGAUAAUCCUUUCUUUCGAUCCUAUCAGUAUCGACACUAUGCCUCAACGACGCAUUUUAGCGAACAUUCUCGCUGCGUGGUGUUUUGGGAGACACAUGUUAUGUCUUCUGCCUUGCAUCGUUAAAACACUCGUAAGCCUAAAUUCCAUCGCUGUCGGGAAACCGUGCCUUGUUAUUGUUUUAACAAUUACAUUACAAAGAUAAGGAUUGCUAUACAUAGUACACUUGUGUUACUAACCAUUUGGGGCAUUACAUUUGGCGUAGUCGGCAGGAUUUGAUUUAUCAAAAACUCCACCUGUUACAUAAGGUUCUGUGCCUCUGUUUCAAGGCGGAUACAAAAGCAUGGGAUUAGCCUAGUGCAGGGUUCUUCAAUUCCGGUCCUGGAGGGCCGAAACACCUCUGUUUUUCAACCUCUCCUUCUAAUCAGGGGCUAAUUCAGACCUGGGACACCAGGUGAGUGCAAUUAACUACCAGGUAGAAAUAAAAAAACAGAAGUGUUUCGGCCCUCCAGGACCGAAAUUGAAGAACCCUGGCCUAAUGUCUACCUGUCUUCUGCUAGUGUGAAUUAUCUGCGUUCUGUGCUUCUGGGCAGAUAUAAAAGAGUUGGCUACAGCCCUUACAGUAAGGAACUAGGCUGUCACUACAGCUGUAGGAUCAUACUUUGUGUCACCCUGUUGCGGGAGAACUUUCCUGCACAGCAGAAAAUGUAAACUUGUAGUGUAUUUGUGGUUUAAAAAGGCUUCUGAAGUUUGACAUUUCCACUUUGACAUUUCAGACUUGAUUUUUUCCCUUACGAAAAAAUUUCUCAACCCCUUAUAAUCCACAUAAUAAUUCACAUUUCCUGUUGCUGCAGGAUUAUUUUCCUGCUGUAGCAAACUGGCUCAAAUGAAGAUCCACCUGUUAAUUCUCUGGAUACCAAAAGUAGAUCCGGUAGUGGGACUAGACCAGUGACCACCUGUCUUCCACUAAUGUUCGUUCUCAGUGUCCUGUGCUUGUGUUUUCAGGGUGGCUACAAGAGCCAACACCCUAUUAAGACCCACGGUGCCCAGAACCACAGACACCUGCUGUACGAGAGGUGGGCUCGCUGGGGCAUGUGGUUCAAGUACCAGCCUCUCGACCUUAUCAGGUAGAUGUGUGUGUGUGUGUGUGUGUGUGUGCGUGGAGUCUGUAUAAUGAGCCAAGGCUGUGCUCAUGUAAUGUGUCAGGGCAGGAACCCCCACAGGGACCCCGAGGCAAAGUUCCCUUCUCAGGAGUCCUAUCUAAAUUAAAUACAGCAGCUAGGUCUGAACCGGUCCAAUGUACCAGUCGACCCAUAACUAGGUUCUAACAGGUCCAAUGUACCAGUCGACCCAUAACUAGGUUCUAACAGGUCCAAUGUACCAGUCAACCCAUAACUAGGUUCUAACAGGUCCAAUGUACCAGUCGACCCAUAACUAGGUUCUAACAGGUCCAAUGUACCAGUCGACCCAUAACUAGGUUCUAACAGGUCCAAUGUACCAGUCGACCCAUAACUAGGUUCUAACAGGUCCAAUGUACCAGUCGACCCAUAACUAGGUUCUAACAGGUCCAAUGUACCAGUCGACCCAUAACUAGGUCUGAACCGGUCCAAUGUACCAGUCGACCCAUAACUAGGUCUGAACCGGUCCAAUGUACCAGUCGACCCAUUACUAGGUUCUAACAGGUCCAAUGUACCAGUCGACCCAUAACUAGGUCUGAACCGGUCCAAUGUACCAGUCGACCCAUAACUAGGUCUGAACCGGUCCCAUGUACCAGUCGACCCAUAACUAGGUCUGAACAGGUCCAAUGUACCAGUCAACCCAUAACUACAGUGAGGGAAAAAAGUAUUUGAUCCCCUGCUGAUUUUUUUUACGUUUGCCCACUGACAAAGAAAUGAUCAGUCUAUAAUUUUAAUGGUAGGUUUAUUUGAACAGUGAGAGACAGAAUAACAACAAAAAAAUCCAGAAAAACGCAUGUCAAAAAUGUUUGAUUUGCAUUUUAAUGAGGGAAAUAAGUAUUUGACCCCUUUGCAAAACAUGAUUUAGUACUUGGUGGCAAAACCCUUGUUGGCAGUCACAGAGGUCAGACGUUUCUUGUAGUUGGCCACCAGGUUUGUACACAUCUCAGGAGGGAUUUUGUCCCACUCCUCUUUGCAGAUCUUCUCCAAGUCAUUAAGGUUUUGAGGCUGACAUUUGGCAACUCAAACCUUCAGCUCCCUCCACAGAUUUUCUAUGGGAUUAAGGUCUGGAGACUGGCUAGGCCACUCCAGGACCUUAAUGUGCUUCUUCUUGAGCCACUCCUUUGUUGCCUUGGCCGUGUGUUUUGGGUCAUUGUCAUGCUAGAAUACCCAUCCACGACCCAUUUUCAAUGCCCUGGCUGAGGGAAGGAGGUUCUCACCCAAGAUUUGACGGUACAUGGCCCCAUCCAUCGUCCCUUUGAUGCGGUGAAGUUGUCCUGUCCCCUUAGCAGAAAAACACCACCAAAGCAUAAUGUUUCCACCUCCAUGUUUGACGGUGGGGAUGGUGUUCUUGGGGUCAUAGGCAGCAUUCCUCCUCCUCCAAACACGGCGAGUUGAGUUGAUGCCAAAGAGCUCCAUUUUGGUCUCAUCUGACCACAACACUUUCACCCAGUUCUCCUCUGAAUCAUUCAGAUGUUCAUUGGCAAACUUCAGACAGUUAUGUAUAUGUGCUUUCUUGAGCAGGGGGACCUUGCGGGCGCUGCAGGAUUUCAGUCCUUCACGGCGUAGUGUGUUACCAAUUGUUUUCUUGGUGACUAUGGUCCCAGUUGCCUUGAGAUCAUUGACAAUAUCCUCCCGUGUAGUUCUGGGCUGAUUCCUCACCGUUCUCAUGAUCAUUGCAACUCCACGAGGUGAGAUCUUGCAUGGAGCCCCAGGCCGAGGGAGAUUGACAGUUAUUUUGUGUUUCUUCCAUUUGCGAAUAAUUGCAACAACUGUUGUCACCUUCUCACCAAGCUGCUUGGCGAUGGUCUUGUAGCCCAUUCCAGCCUUGUGUAGGACUACAAUCUUGUCCCUGACAUCCUUGAAGAGCUCUUUGGUCUUGGCCAUGGUGGAGAGUUUGGAAUCUGAUUGAUUGAUUGCUUCUGUGGACAGGUGUCUUUUAUACAGGUAACAAACUGAGAUUAGGAGCACACUCUUAAAGGGAGUGCUCCUAAUCUCAGCUCGUUACCUGUAUAAAAGACACCUGGGAGCCAGAAAUCUUUCUGAUUGAGAGGGGGUCAAAUACUUAUUUCCCUCAUUAAAAUGCAAAUCAAUUUAUAACAUUUUUGACAUGCGUUUUUCUGGAUUUUUUUGUUGUUAUUCUGUCUCUCACUGUUCAAAUAAACCUACCAUUAAAAUUAUAGACUGAUCAUUUCUUUGUCAGUGGGCAAACAUACAAAAUCAUCAGGGGAUCAAAUACUUUCUUCCCUCACUGUAGGUUCUAACAGGUCCAAUUGGACUAUAUCUUGAUCAUUGAACUUCUUUCCUCUGUAUGAAACACAUCUGAAAUACAACUAAGUUUGAAAUUGGUCCAAUUUCAAUUCAACCCCAAUGCAGCUGCCUGCGAUGUUUUUCCUAAUCUAUUUAGUUUGUUGGACUCCUGAUGAAGGGCUAUUGACAAAAUGUUGAGGUGAGAUGCAUUAAAAUUAUUAGUUGUGCAUUAAAGAUCACAUCUGUGCUUUUAUUAAUAGUUUUUUCAUUCGUCCAUCUACCUGGAAACAUGACAGGUGUGCUAAAUAUACCUGUACUCAUUUAUAUUAAUGGACUUGUUUCCUUUUCAGGCAAAUACAACUAGGUCUGAAUGGCUCCAAUUUAAUCAAUCCAUGUCGGGGAGUCUUGCUAAUCCAUUCUCUCUAUUGGGCUUUACUUUGGGGAGGAGGUCGGCCUGUACCUUGCCUGGUUGCAGGCUUUACUUUGGGGAAGAGGUCGGCCUGUACCUUGCCUGGUUGCAGGCUUUACUUUGGGGAGGAGGUUGGCCUGUACCUUGCCUGGUUGCAGGCUUUACUUUGGGGAGGAGGUCGGCCUGUACCUUGCCUGGUUGCAGGCUUUACUUUGGGGAGGAGGUCGGCCUGUACCUUGCCUGGUUGCAGGCUUUACUUUGGGGAGGAGGUCGGCCUGUACCUUGCCUGGUUGCAGGCUUUACUUUGGGGAGGAGGUCGGCCUGUACCUUGCCUGGUUGCAGGCUUUCCUUUGGGGAGGAGGUCGGCCUGUACCUUGCCUGGUUGCAGGCUUUACUUUGGGGAGGAGGUCGGCCUGUACCUUGCCUGGUUGCAGGCUUUACUUUGGGGAGGAGGUCGGCCUGUACCUUGCCUGGUUACAGGCUUUACUUUGGGGAGAAGCUUGGCCUGUACCUUGCCUGGUGGGUUACAAAGUACCUGUUUUCUGCCAGGCAUACAGCUGGGUCUGAAUUUAAGGUCAACCCCAACCAUUUUAGGGAGCUUUUGCUAAUCUAUCUUUUUUCAUUGGACUUUCCUCUCCAGGCGUUACUUUGGGGAGAAGAUUGGGCUGUACUUUGCCUGGCUGGGCUGGUACACUGGCAUGCUGAUCCCUGCAGCUCUGGUGGGUCUCCUCGUCUUCCUCUACGGACUCCUUACUAUGGACACUAGUCAAGUCAGGUCAGUCAGGACACACCAGGGCAGGGGUUAAAUUGGGCCGGGUCCGAGACCCGGCACCUAUGAUCCAAAUGAGAGCCAGGCGGAGCUGUUACCGGGUACCUUUGGUUAUUUGAAUAAUCUAAUGAAAUUUUUUUUGGUCCACAUUACAUUUUCUACAGCUAACAACACAAGUAAGCAACAGCAAAAUCAGACAACCCCAUAGUAGAAUAGUUGACCUGUUCAGCCUGUCGCCGUCUGUGUAAGAAAAUUAUAUUCCUCUCGAGGCACAUUCAAAUUGCAAGUGCCGCACAGGGAGAGAAAUAUGCAUGGCCCAGUCAUUGUAGGCUACAACAUUCUAAAUGCAGUCACAGGAAAAACCCACCUGUGAAAGCAGUUUUGACGGUCACUGUUAAAAGGAGGACGAUCACUGAGCUUUCGAGUGUUACAUUUACAUUUACGUCAUUUAGCAGACGCUCUUAUCCAGAGCCACUUACAGUGUUACUAGGCUACGCUUAUUUGUCAAAUCCAAGAAAUUAGUAAAAAUGCACCAUUUUAGAACCAGAGAUUUUAGCAGCGUCAAUGGCGUUGAAUGAAUAGGGAAAACCGGGGCUAAAUGUAACAGGGGGCCCGGUGUAACGGCCUACAUUAUAUUCACAGUACAUGAUCCUUGGGGUUGGCUAAGUGCCAGUGCAAUGUUUUUUUGGGGGGGACACUCGGAAGUCAUCAAUAUGUUGCUAACUAGCAACAAGAUAGCCUGACGUUUAGACUAGAGUUUGUGAUCUAGUUAAUGAUUAUCCCAAUGGGAUACAUGCAGAUGGGUAACCCUCAGCCUGUUUAUUUAUAGCCACUAUGCUGCAUCGGAUGGGCUAUAUCAGGUGAUGAUGUUUAUUGCUAAAUAGCACACCUGACUGAUAAUAUGGAACAAUAUGUUAUUGGGCUCAUUUCUGGAGGGGGAAAUUAUAUUUUAUUUUAUUUUAUUCUGUAGUAGAAUGUCCUUUUGAAAAAUCACCAGAACUGACCUUCUCACAGUCGUUCUCCCCCAAUAAACUGUGGGUCCCUCCGCAACCCCACCUCUCCCCACCCCUGCACCUGGGCAUCGUGUUCUCCCCCAAUAAACUGUGGGUCCCUCCGCAACCCCAUCUCUCCCCACCCCUGCACCUGGGCAUCGUGCUCUCCCCCAAUAAACUGUGGGUCCCUCCGCAACCCCAUCUCUCCCCACCCCUGCACCUGGGCAUCGUGCUCUAACACCCUCCACUCUGCCCAGACUACAGUAACAGUAAAUGGAAAACAUCCUGGAUGCGUCUCAAAUGGCAUUCGGUAUUCCAUUUUCCUUUUAUAGUGCACUACUGUGGGCCCUGGAAUAGGGUGCCAUUUUGGAAUCAGACCAGAACUCUCCAUUAAAGUGUUAUUGAUGUCGCAGAAUGGUUUCAAAUCGCAGUUUGUUCACCCUUAUCCUAGUCCCCCCUAACCCCUAUGCCUUAACCAUUACCUUAACCCUAACUUUGUCUAACCUUAACCUUUUGGAUUUACCCGUUGAAUAUCCUUUUUCUAAUUACAUAAGGCCUUAGAAUCACCUUCUAAUGAUUCAUUUGCAUUUGGAUUAUCUUCGUUUGGGGUUUUUCAUCUCCUCUUUUGAUAUUGUGUUUUAAAGACAUGGAAGUUCUGUCUGUCUAAUGUAUCUUCCUGUUUCGUCCCAUCAGUAAAGAGAUCUGUGAGGCCAACACUACGAUCAUGUGUCCUAUGUGUGAGCAGAACUGCAACCCCUGGAAACUCAGUGACAGCUGUGUCUAUGCAAAGGUCAGUAAUAAGACCACGAAGCUAUUCUGUUCUGCUUUUCCACCUUGGGAGCUCAGUGACAGCUUUGUCUAUGCAAAGGUCAAUUAGAUGCUGAUAUAUCGUAAAACAGUUUGAGAUCAUUAACAUAAAUGUGCUAAUUAACUCACCCAAGAUUUGGCGGCUUCCAUGAUUAGUAACACCCAUGAGGAAUUAGAACUAUGCUGUAUGUGUAGAAGUACUAUACUAUUAAUAUUAGCUAGUACUGUAGUAAACAGAAGUACUAUUACUAUUAGCUAGUACUGUAGUUUGCAACGCCAGGGUUGUAGUACUGUAGUAAACAGAAGUACUAUUACUAUUAGUACUGUAGAAGUAAUAUUACUGUUAGUGCUGUAGUAAACAUAAGUACUAUUACUGUUAGCUAGUGCUGUAGUAAACAGAAGUAAUAUUACUGUUAGCUAGUACUGUAGUAAACAGAAGUAAUAUUACUGUUAGUACUGUAGUAAACAGAAGUAAUAUUACUGUUAGCUAGUACUGUAGUAAACAGAAGUAAUAUUACUGUUAGUGCUGUAGUAAACAGAAGUAAUAUUACUGUUAGCUAGUACUGUAGUAAACAGAAGUAAUAUUACUGUUAGUACUGUAGUAAACAGAAGUAAUAUUACUGUUAGUACUGUAGUAAACAGAAGUAAUAUUACUGUUAGCUAGUGCUGUAGUAAACAGAAGUAAUAUUACUGUUAGUACUGUAGUAAACAGAAGUAAUAUUACUGUUAGUACUGUAGUAAACAGAAGUAAUAUUACUGUUAGCUAGUACUGUAGUAAACAGAAGUAAUAUUACUGUUAGUGCUGUAGUAAACAGAAGUAAUAUUACUGUUAGUGCUGUAGUAAACAGAAGUAAUAUUACUGUUAGUGCUGUAGUAAACAGAAGUAAUAUUACUGUUAGUACUGUAGUAAACAGAAGUAAUAUUACUGUUAGCUAGUACUGUAGUAAACAGAAGUAAUAUUACUGUUAGCUAGUGCUGUAGUAAACAGAAGUAAUAUUACUGUUAGUACUGUAGUAAACUGAAGUAAUAUUACUGUUAGCUAGUGCUGUAGUAAACAGAAGUAAUAUUACUGUUAGCUAGUGCUGUAGUAAACAGAAGUAAUAUUACUGUUAGCUAGUACUGUAGUAAACAGAAGUAAUAUUACUGUUAGUACUGUAGUAAACAGAAGUAAUAUUACUGUUAGUACUGUAGUAAACAUAAGUAAUAUUACUGUUAGCUAGUACUGUAGUAAACAGAAGUAAUAUUACUGUUAGUGCUGUAGUAAACAGAAGUAAUAUUACUGUUAGUGCUGUAGUAAACAGAAGUAAUAUUACUGUUAGCUAGUACUGUAGUAAACAGAAGUAAUAUUACUGUUAGUGCUGUAGUGUCUCCUGAGUGGCGCAGUGGUCUAAGGCACUGCAUCGCAGUGCUAACUGUGCCACUAGAGAUCCUGGUUCGAAUCCAGGCUCUGUCGCAGCCGGCCGCGACCGGGAGACUCAUGGGCGGCGCACAAUUGGCCCAGGGUAGGGGAGGGAAUGGCCGGCAGGGAUGUAGCUCAGUUGAUAGAGCAUGGCGUUUGCAACGCCAGGGUUGUGGGUUCGAUUCCCACGGGGGGCCAGUAUUAAAAAAUAUAUAUGUAUUCACUAACUGUAAGUCGCUCUGGAUAAGAGCGUCUGCUAAAUGAAUAAUGAUAAAAUGUAAUGUAAAAUGUAGUAAACAGAAGUAAUAUUACUGUCAGUACUGUAGUAAACAGAAGUAAUAUUACUGUUAGCUAGUACUGUAGUAAACAGAAGUAAUAUUACUGUUAGUACUUCGAAUUCCAAUUCUCUUCAAUGCGUUUCAGUAGCUAGGUUUCCAUCCAAUUGGUGAUAGAUUUUCAUGAGAAUAUUCUAGAAUCCGCACAUUUUCCAACUAGUGGGCUGUUUCCACCAAAUGGACUUGUUGAGGAUAACAAUCAGCGUGAUGACGAAGUGCACAAAAUGUACUUUUUUCACUUAUGUUUUCAUACUGGCCCCCCGUGGGAAUCGAACCCACAACCCUGGCGUUGCAAGCGCCAUGCUCUACCAACUGAGCUACACGUCACCAGAAACUCCUGUUUCCAUCACCGCGGUGGUUAAAAUUUUUUUUUCAAAAAUGAAGACAUGACUUAAACUGUGGAUGGAAACGUGGUUAAUGAGAAAAAUGUGGAAUUGGGAUUUGACUUUCGGAAUUGACUGGAAUUUAAAUAGAAUGUUGACCCCAGCCCUGUAAACUCCUGAGUGGCGCAGUGGUCUAAGGCACUGCAUCGCAGUGCUAACUGUGCCACUAGAGAUCCUGGUUCGAAUCCAGGCUCUGUAGCAGCCGGCCGCGACCGGGAGACCCAUGGGGCGGCGCGCAAUUGGCCCAGCGUCGUCCAGGGUAGGGGAGGGAAUGGCCGGCAGGGAUGUAGCUCAGUUGAUAGAGCAUGGCGUUUGCAACGCCAGGGUUGUGGGUUCGAUUCCCACGGGGGGCCAGUAUAAAAAAAUAUAAUAUGUAAUCACUAACUGUAAGUCGCUCUGGAUAAGAGCGUCUGCUAAAUGACUAAAAUGUAAUGUAAAUGUAUCACACUACUGCUGAUAUAGGCUGAGCGAUGCUGACCAACUCAGUGGUCUUGUGGUUAGUGUGUCCACCCUGAGAUUGAAAGUUUGGGAGUUCGAUUCCUGGCCGAGUCAUACCAAAAGACUGUAAAAAAAAUGGGACCCAGUGCGUCUCUCCUUGACACUCAGCAUUUAUGAGCUAGAUCGGGGUUAGAGUAGCGUCCUAUCCAGGGUGUGUAGGCCUACUUGAACACCAAGCUGCCUCACACCACAGAAACAGGAGAUAGGCUCCUGAUCCAGUUAGCCGUUCAAGGCUACUUGCACUGGAAAAUACAAGGCACACGGGAAAUUACUCCCGUCGAUGCAAAAUACACGAGCUCCACCGAGCUUCACUAACCUCCACAAUAAACAAUCACCCCACGCAGACAAGGAAGCAGAGGGAACACGUAUACCAUGACUAAUGAGGGAAUAAGGACCAGGUGUGUGUGAUUGAAGACGAGACAAAUGGAGUGAUGAUAAAUGGAUCGGCAGUGGCUAGAAAGCCGGUGACGCCGAACGCCGAAACCUGCCCGAACAAGGAGGGGAGGCAGCCUCGGCAGAAGUCGUGACAGCCUGCAGGGAUGUCAUCGACGUUCGUGUCAUGGUCCUCUGUAGCUCAGCUGGUAGAGCACGGCGCUUGUAACGCCAGGGUAGUGGGUUCGAUCCCCGGGACCACCCAUACACAAAAAAUGUAUGCACGCAUGACUGUAAGUCGCUUUGGAUAAAAGCGUCUGCUAAAUGGCAUAUUAUUAUUAUUAUUAUCAUGGUGCCUCGUUCCAGCAGGUAUUGACUAUUGAUUCUAACCCAAAGGAAUUGUUUAUUUACCUCUGAGUCUGUUUCUGCAGGUGACUCAUCUCUUUGACAAUGGAGGAACUGUGUUCUUUGCUAUCUUCAUGGCUAUAUGGGGUAAAUACAUUAUUCUGACAUUUUUCUCAGUCUCUCUCUGGUAUCCAUGUUUGAUACCAUUCCAUUCACACUAUUCCAGACAUUAUUAAAGAACAGAGUAGCAGCAUCACAUGAUGAGUGUAAAAGUUUGUGUGUGUGCGUGUAAUGUGUAUGCAUGUGUGUUUGAGUUGUGUCGGUGUGUGUUAUUUGUGUGGGAGUGUCAAUGUAGUGUGUGUGAAUGAGUGUGUAUAUGCUGUGUACAUACAGUGCCUUCGGAAAGUAUUCAGACCCCUUGACCUUUUCCACAUUUUGUUUCGUUACAGCCUUAUUCUAAAAUGGAUUAAAUAAAUAAAAAUCCUCAUCAAUCUACACACAAUACCCCAUAAUGACAAAGCGAAAACAGGUUUUUAGACAUUUUUGCAAAUGCAUAAGUAAGUUAAAAAACAGAUACCUUAUUUACAUAAGUAUUCAGACCCUUUGGUAUGAGACUCGAAAUUGAGCUCAGGUGCAUCCAGUUUCCAUUCAUCAUCCUUGAGAUGUUUCUACAACUUGAUUGGAGUCCGCCUGUGGUAAAUGCAAUUGAUUGGACAUGAUUUGGAAAGGCACACACCUGUCUAUAUAAGGGCCCCACAGUUGACAGUGCAUGUCAGAGCAAAAACCAAGCCAUGAGGUCGAAGGAAUUGUCCGUAGGGCUCCGAGACAGGAUUGUGUCGAGUCACAGAUCUGGGGAAGGGUACCAAAACAUUUCUGUACCGUUGGUGAUCAGGCCUGCCACCGUUGUGUCGUCAGUGUCUGGGAUGAUGGUGUUAAUGUGUGUCAUGACCAGCCUUUCAAAGCCCUUCAUAAUUACAGAUGUGAGUGCUACAGGAUGAUAAUAAUUUAGGCAGGUUACCUCGGAGCUCCUGGGAACAGGGACAACGGUGGUCAGUUUGAAACAUGUUGGGAUUACAGGCUGGGACAAGGAGAGAUUGCCAGCUGGUCUGCGCAUUCUUUGAGAACGCACCCUGGUAUUCUGUCUGGGGGCGGCCUGCCUUGUGAUUUGAUAACCUGUUUAAGCGUUUUGCUCACGUCGGCCACGGAGAGUCGAGAUCACACAGUCAUCCGGAAAAACGGGGGGGGGGCUUUCUCUCAGUUGAAUGUUCCAACGGCCCAAGAGAUUUGGUUAUUUUCAAUAAUUUGUGGGCAAACACACACACACACACACACACACACACACACACACACACACACACGCAACAUUUACCGUUACACAACUGUAACCAGCGGUAAAUUGAGUCUGCACACGGCUCCAAAAAUAAAUAAAUAACUUCUUCACCUGAGAAAUCAAGACAAUAACUAGAGCAAGAUACAUACUGUAAAAAUAAAAACUUUCUACAAAAUAAAUCUAUAAUGUUAAUUACUCUACGUCUCCUUGCCAUUGUCAUUAAUGGGAGAAACCUAUUUUUUGCAAACAUAUAAUGGGGGUCCUUGGUGGUUUGCCUGUUAGCCUGGGUGGGGGUCCUUGGUGAUUUGCCUGUUAGCCUGGGUGGGGGUCCUUGGUGGUUUGCCUGUUAGCCUGGGUGGGGGUCCUUGGUGGUUUGCCUGUUAGCCUGGGUGGGGGGGUCCUUGGUGUUUUGCCUGUUAGCCUGGGUGGGGGGUCCUUGGUGGUUUGCCUGUUAGCCUGGGUGGGGGUCCUUGGUGGUUUGCCUGUUAGCCUGGGUGGGGCGUCCUUGAUGUUUUGCCUGUUAGCCUGGGUGGGGGUCCUUGAUGUUUUGCCUGUUAGCCUGGGUGGGGGUCCUUGGUGUUUUGCCUGUUAGCCUGGGUGGGGGUCCUUGGGCAAGAAAAGGUUGUUCAUUGCUGUAAACAAGUAAUUAAAGAAGACAAUUAGAUUUCUAUACUAAAUGAAUCUGUCAGACUACUUUGAGUUAAUUUCUUUGAUUGGACUCUUUGGCUUACUAAUUUAAGUCUAACAGUAAUGAGUAAUUAAGCUGAGGAAUGAAACACCCAGGAGGGAGAAUCUGUGCGCCACACAGCACCACACUGAUGUUAGCUAACACCACACCUGGCUGUUGGACCGUGUCCCGGCAUCGUUCUCUAACACCUUCCCAAAGCAAUCUUUUAAUACCUCCACUCUGUCCAACGAGACUCCAAUAAAGUACGUGGAAAACGUCCAUGUGCGUCCAAAAUGGCACCCUGUUCCCUUUAUAGUGCACUACAUUUGAUCAGGGCCCAAUAGGGCACUGGUCAAAAGUAGUGCCCUUUUAUAUGGAAUAGGGUGCCAUUUUUGGACGAAGGCCCAGACUCCAUUACAGUGAAUGGGACGUUUCACUGUAGGCUACCGCAGCCAAACCCUAUACUGUACUGUGAAUCGAAUGUAAAGUUUAUUGCGUACACAGUUUAGUUGGUGUUAUAGCAGGUGCAGCAAAAUGCUUAUGUUGUUAGCUCCUAACAAUGCAGUUGUUUCCACCACUCCAGCCGACGCUUGGCAUUGCACAUGGUGACCUUAGGCUUGUGUGCGGCUGCUCGGCCAUGGGAACCCAUUUCAUGAAGCUCCCGACCAAACAGUUAUUGUGCUGAUGUUGCUUCCAGAGGCAGUUUGGAACUUGGUAGUGAGUGUUGCAACCGAGGACAGGCGAUUUUUUUUUUUUUUACGCGCUUCAGCACUCAACAGUCCCGUUCUGUGAGCUUGUGUGGCCGACCACUUCGCGGCUGAGCUGUUGUUGCUCCUAGACGUUUCCACUUCACAAUAACAGCACUUACAGUUGACCGGGGCAGCUCUAGCAGGGCAGAAAUUUGAUGAACUGACUUGUUGGAAAGGUGGCAUCCUAUGACGGUGCCACGUUGAAAGUCACUGAGCUCUUCAGUAAGGCCAUUCUACUGCCAAUGUUUGUCUAUGGGGAUUGCAUGGCUGUGUGCCAUUGCAUGGCUGUGUGCUGUGAUUUUAUACACCUGUCAGCAACGGGUGUGGCUGAAAUAGCAGAAUCCACUAAUUUGAAGGGGUGUCCACAUACUUUUGUGUGUGUAUAUAUCGUGUAUGUACACGAGGAAUUUACACAAGAUCUACUAAGAAUGAUAUGAACAGCAGUGUAUAUAUUAGAGGAAGUUAUGUCACGAAUCCAGUGUAUAAAUAAAUAUGUGGUGUGUGUAUAACUGUAUUGUUGGUUAAGGGCUUGUAAGUAAGCAUUUCACUGUAAGGUCUACACCUGUUUUUAUUUUUAUUUGAUUUAAACAGUGUAACUAAAAUACAAGGUAGAGUAGUAGAAAUAUUAUGAUGAGCUAUGUCAGGGAUACAGUAUUUAAAUACACAUUGUGAAACGGGAAGUGACCAGUGGUUCAAUGUCUCUAUAGCAUGGGACAGCAGCUGUGUGUGUGUGUGUGUGUGUGUGUGUGUGUGUGUGUGUGUGUGUGUGUGUGUGUGUGUGUGUGUGUGUGUGUGUAGAUGAGGGAAAGAACCCAGGCAUCUAAAGCCUGUUUUCCCCAUGUACUCUCCCUCUUUAAACAGAAGUGGUUCAAGCUCUAUUCAAGUUGAAUCUUGCUGCCCAUUUAAAAAUACAUUCGCAUCACUUUUUGAAAUCACCAUAUUCUCAUGUGUAUCCAAUGUUUCUGUGUUUAGGGAAUGUGCCGUAGAGUUAUUCCCCCUUGAGAAUUCAAAUAUCAAUGUGGGCCCUCCCAAAAUUGUCAAAGAUAUUGACUUUACCCCCUAGAGACGUCAGGCACCCCCAAGAGACAUCAGGCACCCCCAAGAGACAUCAGGCACCCCCAAGAGACAUCAGGCACCCCCAAGAAACGUCAGGCACCCCCAAGAGCUAUUAUUCCACUCCUUGCCACUCCUUGUCAUGCAAAACAUGACACGUCACGGAGUACAAGGAGCGGAAUAUUUGCAGAACAGGUUCAGGAUUUCAGGCUCUACUGGGAUAGAUCACUGAAGUCAUUCCAUGGAAGGUUGAUUGAUCCCUGUUCCGUGUUCUGUUGGAAUGUUGUCCCUGUAGCCACGGUGUUCCUGGAGUUCUGGAAGAGGAGGAGGGCGGAGCUGACAUAUGACUGGGACCUCAUCGACUGGGAGGAGGAAGAGGUUGGUCCAGUCAGAAAUAUCUGGUUUAUUCAUGUGAUAUCACGUCAGAGACACGUGUGUACAUGUAUGUAGACUAGUGUUCAGCCGUUUCUCAUUCAGCAAUAUCUGGUUGAUGUCAUACCAUAUUCAGCCAUUUCAAUGUCUCUUAUGAUACAGAAAAAGCAUUGACUGGAUGGGGGUAUCUAUGAUUGGGUGAAGUCAGAAAUAUCAGAGUGAUUGAUAAUGGAGUGUGUGUGUGUGUGUGUGUUUGUCCCAGGAGAAUCUGCGGCCCCAGUUCGAAGCCAAGUACUCCAGGGUAGAGAGAGUAAACCCUGUCUCUGGCAAGCCGGAGCCCUUCCAGCCCUUCACUGACAAAGUCAGCAGACUCAUGAUCUCUGUGUCCGGCAUCUUCUUCAUGGUAAGACCCUGUGGUCCUCUGUAGCUCAGCUGGUAGAGCAUGGCGCUUGUAACACCAGGGUAGUGGGUUUGAUCCCCGGGACCACCCAUACGUAAAAAAUUUAUGCACACAUGACUGUAAGUCGCUUUGGAUAAAAGCGUCUGCUAAAUGGCAUAUUAUUAUUAUUAUUAUAUUAUUAUAUAUGAGUUAUCAGGCUGUACUGUCUGUCUGUCUGUCUGUCUGUCUGUGUCUGGGAUCUCCUUCACAGGUAAGACCUUCCAUCACACAAAUAAAAAGGCUGUGGUGUGGAUCUAUCCUACACACUGCAGGGUUUGGGAUCAAUUCCAUUUCAAUUCAGCCAAUUCUAGAAGUACACUGAAAUGUUUUAAUUGAAAAUCUAAUUGGAACUGGAAUUUCGGUUUACUUUCUAAAUUGACUGAAUUGAAAUGGAACUGACCCCAACCCUGGAACACGGUUUACUACCUACCAGAGUGAUUAGCUUCUAUCAGCCUGCUACCGCCCCCUGGUGGAGGGGAUCCAUCACUGCAACAGCCACUCCUUGGAAACAGUUGACUCUGCCCCUCAGUAGUUGUGAUAUUGUUUUUCAUUGUUCAUUGUUGCUCAUCACUCAACUACAAUAAGGAAGUGUCUAGAGUCUGUGACAUGUAACAGUGACUCAUUGUUUAACAAUAUGACUCCAUAGAGUCUAGACGUUGUAAAUGUACGAUCCCAGACCCAGCCAGGAUGGCAUUACCCCAAAACUGACAGCUUCAAUACAUUAUCCUCAGAGGAUGAUGAUUUAUCUGACCGGUAUAGUUCUUCUUUCUAUUUCUGUCUGUCUCUCUCUUUCUCCCCCCCCUCCCCGCUUCUUUCUCUCUGUGUGUCCUCCAGAUCUCUCUGGUCCUGACGGCGGUGUUUGCGGUGGUGGUGUUCCGACUGAUCGUCAUGGAGAAGUUUGCAUCUCUCGACUGGGUGUUUGUCAAGAAGAACUGGCAGUUUGCCACCUCUGGCACCGGAGUCUGUAUCAACUUCAUGAUCAUCAUGUCUCUGAAUGUGGUGGGUGCAGGCCAAACCAAACCAUAGAAUAGUGUAAUUAUAUUUGAUCCACAAUCAGAAGAACAGAUGUCAUGUCCCUCAAUGUGGUGGAUGUCUGGCCAAACUAUUAAGCCAAGCCACCUCAUCCACAGUCGUGCAUGACUCCCGAGUGGCGCAGUGGUCUAAGGCACUGCAUCGCAGUGCUAGCUGUGCCACUAGAGAUCCUGGUUAGAGUCCAGGCUCUGUCGCAGCCGGCCGCGACCGGGAGACCCAUGGGCGGCGCACAAUUGGUCCAGCGUCGUCCAAGGUAUGGGGAGGGUUUGGCCGGCAGCGAUGUGGGUUCGUUUCCCAUGAGGGGCCAGUAUGAUUUUUUUUAAAUGUAUUUUUUAUUAAACAUGUAUGCAUUCACUAACUGUAAGUUGCUCUGGAUAAGAGCGUCUGCUAAAUGACUAAAAUUUAAAAUAAUGUUGCAUAUUGAUCCAAAGCCAAAUUGUAACUUUCUGUUCACCAUGUCUGUGAAUGUGGUGGGUAUCUGGGUUAUCUCUCUUCAGGUAUAUGAAAAGGUGGCUUACCUGCUCACCAAUUUAGGUGAGCAUAACCCUCAUUCGAUACACAUAUGCUUCAUUAACAGCUUCAGAGGUACAUGUCAACUUCUGUCAUCUCUCUCGCUCUCUCUCUCUCUCUCUCCCCCUCCCUCCCUCUAUCUCUUCCUCUGUCUCUCUCUCUCUCUCCCUCUCUCUCUCUAGAACACCCACGGACUGAGUCAGAAUGGGAGAACAGUUUUGCUCUCAAGAUGUUUCUCUUCCAGUUUGUUAACUUGAACAGCUCUACGUUCUACGUCGCGUUCUUCCUUGGAAGGUAACUAUUAGAAGGUCACCUUCUAAACAAGUGGUCCUCUGUAGCUCGCCCGGUAGAGCACGGCGCUUGUAACGCCAAGGUAGUGGGGUUCGAUCCCCGGGGACCACCCAUACACAAAAUAAAAAUGUAUUCACGCAUGACUGUAAGUCGCUUUGGAUAAAAGCGUCUGCUAAAUGACAUAUUAUUAUUAUUUGUAACAGACGGUUUUAUGGAAGCCGCCCUCAAUACAUUUAACAGCAGAAGUCCUACAAGCUCCCCCCCCCCCCUUUUUUUUUCCCAUUGCAGGUUAUCUUUUCUAUAAGAAUAAACCCGUUUUUAGAAUUACAUGAUUCCUCAAGAUUCCCCCGAAAUAAGUUGAUUCACCAAAUAAGUUUUCUGUGUGAGUAAGGUUCUGUGCAAGUUUCAAUCCCCCCCCACCCCCCCCCCCCCCCCCUCUUCACUCUGACCUAUGUUUAGGAGCUAAUAUCUUCACUCUGACCUAUGUUUAGGAGCUAAUAUCUUCACUCUGACCUAUGUUUAGGUUCGCCGGCAGACCAGGGAAAUACAACAAACUGUUCAAUAGUUGGAGGCUGGAGGAGGUGAGUGGAGUCAGGAAGCAACAAUAAAACUACGUCUGCAUCCCAAAUGGCACCCUGUUCCCUAUACAGGGCUCUGGUCAAAAGUAGUGCACUACAUAGGGAAUAGGGUGCCAUUCUCUGGUCUAAAGUAGUGCACUAUAUAGGGAAUAGGGUGCCAUUCUCUGGUCUAAAGUAGUGCACUAUAUAGGGAAUAGGGUGCCAUUCUCUGGUCUAAAGUAGUGCACUAUAUAGGGAAUAGGUGCAUUCUCUGGUCUAAAGUAGUGCACUAUAUAGGAAUAGGGUGCCAUUCUCUGGUCUAAAGUAGUCACUAUAUAGGAAUAGGUGCCAUUCCGGUCUAAAGUAUGCACAUAAGGGAAUAGGUCCAUUCUCUGGUCUAAGUAUGCACUAGCAUAGGGAAUAUGCCUUCUCUCUAAGUAGUGAUUAGGGAAUAGGUGCCAUUCCGGUUAACGUAGGCACUAUAUAGGGAAUAGGGUCUAUUCUUUUAAAGUAUUGCACUACAUAGGAAAAUUCCUUUGCCGUCUAAAGUAUCACCUCAUCUAUGGAAUAUCCGUUUUUGGUCUUGUAAGUGCCUAUAUAGAACAUUCUCUGUCAAAAUGUGCUAUUAGGAAUAGGUGUGCCAUUCUCUGGGCUAAUAUGACUAUGAGGUAGGGUCCAUCUCUGGUUAAAGUAGUGCAUUUAAGUGAAUAGGUCCUAUUUCAUGGGUUAAAUAGUGAAUAUAAUAGGGAUAGGGGCCAUUCUCUGGUCAAAGUAGUGCACUAUAUAGGGAAUAGUGCCAUUCUCUGUCUAAUAGUGCACUAUAUAGGGAAUAGGGUGCCAUUCUCUGGUCUAAGUAGUGCACUAUAUAGGGGAAAAGGGUGCCAUUCUCUGGGCAAGUAGUGCACUAUAUAGGGAAUGGGGCCAUUCUCUGGUCUAAAGUAGUGCACUACAUAGGGAAUAGGGUGCAAUUUUGGGACGCUACCCCGGUUAUUACACUGUUAGAGAUGGUUAUUAACAAUAAAACAAUAAUAAAGCAAUAAAGCAAUAAAAAAAGGUUAUUAUUUAAACACUGUUAAGGCUGCUAUUGCCUUUCCAUUUGAGGGGAGAUUUUACGGCGCACAAUAGCGAUUCAUCAUCUUAUUCGUUUUAAUUAUUACUUUUGCAUAACAUGUAAUAAUUCCUUUGCCCGUAAAAUUUCACCAUUCAUCUCUUUCGUAACUAAUCCGUUGUGGUUUGUAACGGUGCUAAAAACAAAACACUCAAAAUGAGCUUGAAAUGAGUAGCAGUCAUCGCCCAUGAAUUUGAGUUUGUCAUUUAAAAAGUGAUUUAAUGAAGCUCUCUCUGAUUUAGCAUGGGGUUAAAUAUGAAUAUAAUAAUUUGGGAUUGUUUUACUUAGUUUGAUUUUAUUCAGUGCCACCACAGUGGCAGGAAGUAUGGUUUCACUCAGUGAUUUGUAAUUAAUAGUUGUUUUUUUGUUAUUGUUUCUUUCUUUCAGUGCCACCCCAGUGGCUGUCUGAUCGAUCUGUGCCUUCAAAUGGGAGUCAUCAUGGUACUAAAACAGAUCUGGAACAACUUCAUGGAGUUGGGUUAUCCG
Molecule: messenger RNA, 40660 nt
Organism: Coregonus sp. 'balchen'
Lineage: Eukaryota; Metazoa; Chordata; Actinopteri; Salmoniformes; Salmonidae
Source: the annotation of a GenBank genome assembly